Molecule: messenger RNA, 1110 nt
Organism: Lactuca sativa (garden lettuce)
Lineage: Eukaryota; Viridiplantae; Streptophyta; Magnoliopsida; Asterales; Asteraceae
Molecular function (GO): protein binding
Source: RefSeq, a predicted model, not a curated record
AUGGGCUCCUUAACUUCAUCUUCCCGGCCACCACGCCGUCAAGAUGAAGAUUCACCCCAAUUUCGUGUUUAUGCCUCGUUUUCAGCAAAAAAUCCAUCAUCCGACAUCAAUAUGUCUAACUGGAUCGAGUGCUACAACCCAUCAACCAACACCUGGUGUCGAGUUACCUCGAUACCAGGGUUGGUUGAAAAUCAUGUUUUGAAAGGCUUCGCCAUGGUCAUUAUAGCGGACUUCAUUUACAUCAUCGGAGGUCUGCUUUGCCAUAAAGGCAGCAACUCCGAUGAUGUAAGCGAAGUUGACCUAGAAGUCUAUCAGUCCGUACUAAGGUACAGUAUAAAAACCGAUGCUUGGUUCAAAUGCACACCACUUAAAGUACCACGAUUCGAUUUCGCGUGUACGGUUUGCAGAAACAAGAUCUAUGUAGCCGGAGGAAAAUGCACAAUCGAUAGUGUAAAAGGUGUUUCUUUCUCUGAGGUCUAUGAUCCGGCUCUUGAUGAGUGGGAGUUAUUGCCAAACAUGAGCACUUCGAGGUAUAAGUGUGUUGGUGUAACAUGGCAAGGCCAAAUCUAUGUUGUUGGAGGUUUUGCCGAAUGUGAAGCUAAUGAUAAAACUCAAGGGCCAUUUAGUAUGGCAAGAAGCUCAGCUGAAGUGUAUAACACUACGACUAACAAAUGGGAUUUCCUACCACGUAUGUGGGAGCUAGACAUUCCACCUAAUCAGAUUGUGGUGAUUGGAGGAAAGUUGUUUAGCUCCGGUGACUGUUACAAGAAAUGGAAAGGGUUCAUUGAGAAAUAUGAUCGAGAGCUUAAUAUUUGGAAUGAAGUUGAUGGGUCAUCACUAUCAUCCCCGACUUCUUUGUUGGAUGUCACAUCACCAAAACGACCACAAAUGAUACAACUAUACCUUACAAUGGCACCCAUAGGUGCAUGUUUGUUCUUUCUUGCUGGCUACCAAAUGACUACUGAUGAUGAGACACUGAGGUUCAGAUCAGAGGUACAUGUUUUUGAUACAUCGGUAAAUGGUGGUGGAUGGACGAGUUUAGAGCCAGUCAUAGAAGAUGGUGAGAAAGAGCUUUCGUGUCAUUGUUCGGUUUACAAAGGACGUGGCUAA